Diceros bicornis minor is the source of this 1354-nucleotide messenger RNA. It is a transcript of the gene LIPI, whose product is annotated as lipase I. The record is from RefSeq and is a predicted model, not a curated record. NCBI's taxonomy places the organism in Eukaryota, Metazoa, Chordata, Mammalia, Perissodactyla, Rhinocerotidae. Gene Ontology annotation, molecular function: lipase activity; carboxylic ester hydrolase activity. The transcript has 9 exons. The coding region runs from base 69 to 1331 and encodes 420 amino acids. Gene Ontology annotation, biological process: lipid metabolic process.
AAAGACCAUGCCUUGAAUUCUCUCAGUUGAGUGUAAAGGAUUCCUUCAGAGAUUUGUUUGUUCCCAAGAUGGAGAUCUUCCUGAUGAUGUAUACAAGGAACAACCCGAAAUGUGCUGAGCCGCUGUUUGAGCAGGGUAACUCACUCAAUGUUAAUUUCAACACAAACAAGAAAACGGUCUGGCUUAUUCAUGGAUACAGACCAAUGGGCUCCACUCCAGCAUGGCUUCAGAACUUUCUAAGGAUUUUAUUGACUCAAGAUGAUAUGAAUGUAAUUGUAGUAGAUUGGAACCGAGGUGCUACAACUUUUAUUUACAAUAGAGCGGUUAAAAACACCAGAAAAGUUGCCAUGAGUUUGAGUAAGUGCAUUCAGAAUCUUUUGAAGCAUGGAGCAUCUCUUGAUAAUUUUCAUUUCAUAGGUGUGAGCUUAGGGGCUCAUAUUAGUGGAUUUGUUGGAAAGCUAUUUCAAGGUCAACUUGGAAGAAUAACAGGUCUUGACCCUGCUGGGCCAAAAUUCUCUGGAAAACCAUCAAAUGGCAGAUUAGAUUACACCGAUGCAAAGUUUGUGGAUGUCAUCCAUUCUGAUACCAAUGGUUUAGGCAUUAAAGAACCCUUGGGACAUAUAGAUUUUUAUCCAAAUGGAGGAAAAAAGCAACCUGGCUGUCCUAAAUCAAUUUUUUCAGGAAUUGAAUUUAUUAAAUGUGACCACCAGAGAGCAGUUUACUUGUUCAUGGCAGCUUUGGAAACAAACUGCAAUUUUAUUUCAUUUCCUUGUCAUUCAUACAAAGAUUACAAGACUGGUUCAUGUGUGGAUUGUGCUGGCUUUAAGACAAAAUCCUGUCCUAGGCUAGGUUAUCAAGCUGAGCUAUGGAAAGAUGUUUUAAAAGAAAGAAUAGACAGAAGCUCUCUUAGGACCUCUGUGUUCUUGGAUACUACUGGCACAAAUCCAUUCUGUACCUAUUAUUUUGUUCUCAGUAUAAUUGUUCUGGAUAAAACUAUGAAGGAUGGCUAUAUUACAUUUAAAUUAUUAAACCAGAUUGGAAUGGUUGAAAAGCCAAGGCUCUAUGAGAAGAACAAAUCAUUUUAUAAACUUCAAGAAGUCAAGAUUCUUGCUCAGUUUUUAAAUGAUGUUGUAAAUGUUUCAAGCAUUAGUUUGGCAUAUUUUCAGAGCUCAGAUCAGCAAUGUUCCACAUGCAAAUACAGCAUCCAGCGUCUCAUGUUAAAAUCACUUACAUAUCCAGAAAGACCACCACUUUGCGUGUAUAAUUUUGUACUUAAAGAAAGUGAGGAAGUAUUUCUCAAUCCAAGCACAUGUAUAUCAAAGGAAAUAUAAAAUGCCAUCUUCCAUUAAAUGUA